Messenger RNA from Amoebophrya sp. A120, 570 nucleotides. The record is from the annotation of a GenBank genome assembly. Lineage: Eukaryota; Dinophyceae; Syndiniales; Amoebophryaceae.
UCGAGCUGGACGACCUGGCGCAAGAAAACGAGCGGAUGCAGAACAUUAUCCGGCAGUUAUCAUAUGUAAAAACGUCCCCACCCCAUAGUCAAGCUGGGAAAUUAGCAACACAAAUCUAGAAGUUUUGGGAGCCACGCAUGACACGUUGCAGUUCGUAGUGUAGUGCAGGCUCGUAAGGACAGCGGCGUCACAAAUCCAUCCGCUCAUCCUGUUCCCGGCAGUACAAAUCCCAAAACACACCUAGAAAUGCCUCUCAUGGGGACCCGCAUUACAAAUGUUUCUGUAGAUGCAAAUCUGCAUGACAACUGUUGGGUGGGGACGUUUUUACUCAGGAUAGCAGUUGGUAGAACAGAGCCAUGUGGUGCGACGGGCCAAGGAGCGCGAGGUGAUCAAAUUUUUCCAGCUUGACGACCUUACCGGGGACGCUGACAGUGCCUUUUUUGAUCAAGAUUUGGUGGAAGCAAUGCUUUUCGGGUCGUCGUUUCCGGCAGGCGAAGAUGAUGAUGAGGUUGAGCAGGAGGUUUUUGGGGAACACGCCGAGAAGACAACAGGAUCCGAAGACGUGGUGGC